UGUAAGAUGUUUGUGUGGUUGAUAACGCCUUUGAUGCCGUAUUAAUGUUACGAUAACACUCUCCUUGCAAGUCGAUCUAUUUAGUUGUUGAUCCUGUGAUUAAAACGUGGUAAAUUACAUGGACGACAGAAGGAGAAAUCAUCGGGCUGCACUUCAUACACAAGGCUGACAAGCCUUGGUCCACAGGAUUGAGGAUCAGGAUGUGCGAAAACAAACCAUUGUUGAAUAGGUCUUCACAUCAAAGAGGACGUCAGAUAAUGCUUCGAAGCGGCUCUAGAGGCGUGCAGACUUCUUAUGAAAACCAUAAUCGAUAAUAACAUGAUAAUUUGUAACACUUUAGACCAGUCAUUCACAUUGUCAAUGUCAUUGUGAUUGUCAGUACAGAACGAGUUUACAAUCCCCGUUCACGGCCCAAAAAAGGACUUAUUCUUUUUAUCAAUCAUAGUGACUGUAGUAGUUGAAUUUUGAACAGACUGAGGAACAAUUAUGAAUCCAGAUAUUCCCCAGUCAGUCCCUGGGAUGUCAAUAACUGGCUCACUCUUCGGACAAUGUAAUCCUGGAGCAUCUAAAUGCUCUAUCCAGUCCUCUGUUGCUCAAGUGGGCCUGGAGUCAAUUGUCACAUCAACUGCUACUCCUUUUCAAGGCCUGUCACCUGGGAAUAUCUUUGGAGGCACUUCCAGUUCCGGAUCACUUUUUAGUGGUGGGCCCUCACCCAAACCUUUCGCUGGAACUGCCGCUAGUGCUGUGUUUGGAGGCAAGAGCAUACCUGCUGAACAGUCCUCUCCUGCAGAUCAAAGCACCUCUAGAGCUUCAAUCUUAGGUGGAACUUCAGCGUCAUCAGUUGGAUUCCAUUCUGGGGUGCAAGGCUCAAAUAUUUUUGGUACAAUAGACUCACAACAAGCACCAUCACAAUCUGCAUCUAGCUUGCAAACUUCGACCACCAGUACAACUGUUCCUGUGUCACCACCUGGAGCAGCAAUUGGACCAACGAGCCCACAGGUAUUCAAAAUGGAACAAGCAGCCGGACAAGGGUCAUUGUUCAGUGGAAAAUCUGUGUCUUCUUCUGGAGGCCUUUUCGGCAGGAAGUCCAUGACUACAGCAGCGUCCGGCGACCAGCAGAGACCUCACACUGACGGCCUGUUCUCAGGACCUUCAACUGGUCUUUUCGGAAAGCGCACUCAGGAGAAAAGAGAAAGCUUCGGCAAGUCAGAAAAAGCUGCUUCACCCAUAGGUUCAUCAGGUGAAACAGUCACGAAGACUGUUCUAUUUGGAAAAACAGUGAAAGAUACUGGAGAGGAGGAAUAUUAUAGAGCAGCUGAAUCUCAUCAACCAAAAACGGGAUUAUUUGGGAAAAAGGGUGGAGAAUCGGGGCAAACAGAAAAGGGAGCAGAUUUGUUCAGGAAACCUGCUGGUGGUCUGUUUGGGAAACCUACUGGUCUGUUUGGCAAAGCUUCCGAGAACGUGCCAGAGAUUAAGAGGACAGUGUUGUUUGGUAAGUCAUCCAGUAUAAGUGAAGAGGGAGGAGACCCUGGGGUUGAUCAGGGGGAAAAAGUAUUUGAUCGGCACAGGGAACGUGACUGGGAGACACGUCGUUCUGAAAAUUCUGGGGUGUUUGGCAAGUUGAGUCGAGGUUUUAAAGAGGAUGAAAGACGUGAACAUCGUAUUGAACGGGCACCACUGUCUCAACGUCAGCCAGCGAGACAAGACCGUGGACUUUUUGGAAAGAGAGACCCAGAUGAGGGGCAAGAUGUUUCUGAAAGGCAGACAAGACACUUGUUCGGGAAGGGUCCGUCUAAAGAGACUGGUGAGGAUGAAAACGGGGGCCGAAGAGCAAGGCCUGUCUUUUCUGGUGGAAUCAAACCCGGCAGAAUGUCUGACGCUGCGAGGAGGAGUGUCAAGAAGAGUAUCAAUAUAGCACGAAGCAAAUCAAAAGAUGAUGACCUCGGGUCCAAGACUGCAAUCAUUUGUCAGGAAGUACCAAAUGAAUACAACAACCGCGCAUUCCUAGUAAGACAUUUCUCCAAGUUUGGCCAGAUCAAGAGAGUCUACCCUAACCCAGCCAAGCAGAAGGCAACCAUUCAUUUUCAGUCACAUGACCAAGCUGCUACAGCCAAGAGGAAAGGAAGAAUAUUCCGUGUUGGCCGACCUAGUGUCAGUAUCCUUUUGAGCUCACACUCAACCAGUGGGCAAGAUGAGAAACCACAGAGGAAAGCACCAGUGCCAGGACUCUUUGGAAAACCACGCACCCUAUUCUCCUCUGGGGUCAACAAUGAGCUCGAAGCCUUGCAAGGAACGUCAGAUCGGGAUAUAGCUGAGGAGGUGCACUUGCUGCAACGACUAGAGGAAUAUGGACAUGAUGGGGAUGUUGAUCGGGUGCAUGCCAUCCAGACAGUGACAGGUCAUCGCUCUCCAGUCAAGGCACGACCAGAUGUGGGAUUCCCGAGCAAUAUAAGGAUGUUACCCCAGGAAUCUCGCUCAAGUCCUGUCCGUGGAGCAAGACAUGAAGCUUUGUCUGCACGUUCUUCUGGAACAUCGGGUAUGGUUGCCUAUAAUGCAACUGAUAGGAUUAAUAUAUUAGAGGAAAGGGAGCGGCAGAUGAGAUUAGGCAUUCAGAAGGUGUCACGUCUUGAGAAGGCACAAGCUGUCAUCGGGACAUGCCCAGACAUGUGCCCCGAGAAGGAACGUUACAUGAGGGAAGACAGAAGGAGGCUGAGUGUGUUUGAGAUGGUGCCAGGAACUAAUAUUAAAGGACAAAACCCUAAAAUUGACCACUCCAAGGCUGUGAAGGAAUACAGCCGGUCGUCAGCAGAUCAGGAUGAGCCCCUGCCUCAUGAGAUGCGGCCACCUCAUGUCCUUGCCAAGACCAUGGAUUACCUGGUGAACAAUAUCAUGGACCUGGGUAACAACAACUGGGGCGAAUGGUUUGACUUCCUCUGGAAUAGAACGAGAGGAAUAAGAAAGGAUAUUACCCAACAGCACCUGUGUGACUUGACAGCUGUUGCCCUGGUGGAAAAAUGUGUCCGUUUUCACAUCUACUGCGCCGAGCGUCUUGUCGAAGAGGACAUGAUGGUUUUCGACACGAAGAUCAACAACGAGAACUUGACCAAAUGUCUACAGACGUUAAAAGAGCUGUAUUACGACUUGGAGAAUAAGCAGGGUAUCCGCUGUCCCAAUGAGGCAGAGUUCAGGGGAUAUAUGAUUCUCAUGAAUCUCAACGAAGGUGAUACCUUGAGAGAAGUGCAACAACUUCCCGAUGAAAUUCGCACCUCACCCGCUGUCAAGUUUGCUGUAGAGACCUACCAUGCGCUCGACAGUAACAACUACAUUCGAUUUUUCAAACUCGUGAAGAAGGUGACGUUUCUCCAGGCAUGCAUCAUGCACCGUUACUUCAAUCAAGUCAGACACAAGGCAUUGAGGAUCAUGCUGAAGGCGUUGCACAAGAGAACCCAGUACCCUGUGGAAGACUUGGUCCGACAAUUGGCCUUUGAAGAGAGUGAAGACGCAGCGUACUUCUGCGAAGAGCAUGGCUUGGAUGCACAAGAUGGAGUGGUCAUGUUGAACAAGUCUGACUACAUUACGCCAGAGGCUAUUGGGACAUUCCGUCGGGCGGAGACUGUGAUUGAGUCGAAGCUGCAAGUGUCAGUUGGAGAGGUGGUCAACGGUGGUCCAUUGCCUCCCAAUGAUAUCAUCAACCCCUCCAGCAGUUUCAGUGACCAUGGGCGUUACAUCGGGGACUUGUCAGUUACUGGUGGCAGAGAUCCCACAGUGACGUGUUAUCCGGUUGAAGUGGAGGUGUCCAGGGAUAUUACGCCAGAAAGGACCACAGUGGUGUCAGAUUCAGCAGCUAGGAAGUUACCAAACGAGGUCAUCAAAGAGCUGGCCCGUGACCUUUUCCUGGAGGUUAUUGAUGAAUUGGCUCUGCAGACAAGCAACGAUACAAUCCUGGAAUUUGAGAUAGCGACAGCGGGCAAGGUGGUCGCUGAUGAAACAUGUGAUGAAUUUACCAGGGAUUUAUGUGAACAGAUGAUAAUUGAAGCAAGGAACGAACAAGAAGAGCUCGAGAUAAGGAAGAAAUUACUAGAAGAGAAGCGACAAAAAAAGGAAGAAAAGGAACGACAAGAGCUUGAAAGGAAGGCAGAGGAAAGCAGACACGCUGCGUUGAUCGUGGAGAUUUGUCAACAUGCUGUCCGAGAUGUGGAGUGGGCGGUCCUCGAGGAGGAGACGCUUAGAACAGCGCAGUUAGAAUACAGGGUGGUCCAGGCCCAACUUCAUGAGGAAAGCAAACAGCGAGUGGCAGUCGUAGUCCAAGAUGAAAUCACAGAGGAUGCUUGCAAAUCAUUAGCUGCAGAAGUAGCAAAAGAGGUGAUAGAUUUAGAAAUCAGAAAACAAGAAUUGGAGGAUGUGAAAUAUACUGUACAACUCUUCCGUGUAAACAACUUUUUCAAAAUCUGGCGGAAACGCUACGUGAAACAAGUCCGCCUAAAAACAGCAAUGCACAAUUUUCCCAGUGCACCAUCACGAUAUAGUGUCAAAGAACAAGUAACCUGUUUGUUGCCCUGGCGACCAUCAGAUGAAAUCGCAAGAGAUGCAUUUUACGUUGGAAAGAAGGCACGCCUCUCGAUUGAGCCGCCAAGGUCAAUCAGUCUACGACAGCAAGUAAAUAUGAAUCAUAUCGACUUGAGGAAUCUGCUGCAGGGCCUACGGCAUCAUCGGGCAUGGAAGCCGUUUGAUUUGCCAAACUUGGUUGGGGAAAAACUCAUUGGGCUACUUGGAGGGCGGAGCAAAAAGGAAUUGAUGACUUCGGAGCCCAGCCUAUACUGGAAGGUGUUGGUGGUUCAGCCAGCUUGCCAGAAGAACUCUGUUCUCUGUGACUGGGUCAAACAUAAACUGCAGAGAGGGGCGGCUGGAAAGGCUCGGAACUACCGCAAAGCAAGGACGGAUGGCAUAGAUGUCUUGAGUCUCUAUUCGUCGAUGCUUGUUGCCCCAUCCAUCCCAGCACAGGCCACGUUACAUGUCUGUGUCUCGGGGACGACAGAGCGACACUUGGAAAACAAGGAUGUCAUCAUGGGGUCUUCAGUAGUCAUAGGAUUCAUCUUACCGAGUCAAACAGAAGCGGAAAAGGUGAGGAGUGUCAAAGAUCUUGCCAAAUGUUGUCCAUCCACGCCAUUGCUCGUCAUAACUGAUGGUAAAAUAAUGCCAGCUGAGAGAGAUGCGUUGAUGGAGGUCGCGCAGGAUCGUCUGCAUCUAAUGUCGAUCGAAGAUGUGGAGACUCUUGAGGCGACUAAAUCGCUUGGUCAAGGUCUCCAGUGGGCUGCUGAGUCUUGUCCCAGUCACCCUAAACUCACAAAGAAACCCCUCCGAAACUUCAUAGACGAGUUCCUCUUCAAAGAGUUCUACACGCCAGUCUACCAAAACCUCGCUGCCAGGAAGAAUAGAGGGCUUCCACAUCAGUCGCCCAAUGUUCUGAUCGGGCUGUAUCAAUCUGCAGUCAACCAUUUGUCUGCCGUGGGUGGAAGUCUCGAGCUUGCCAAGAUUUCUUGGCCAGCUUUGGAAUUUUCCUGCACAAAUCCAGACCUACCUGCCCAGGACUGGAAUGCAAAGGACCAGCUUGACUACUUGGAGUCUUUGCUUCUUUCGAUUUCACUGCCCUCUUUCAUUUACCAUGAUAAUGAAGCUGAGAGCUGGAACCAAGCUUGUAAAGAUGUCUGGGCCUACAUUAAGGCGCUCACCGUGGACGAAUCUGAUAUAACCAACCUAUUGUCAAGAGUGGGCUGGGCAAUAAGAAGAAGCCGUGAGGAUUUUGAGGACACCUGUUACCUGGCUGAGCGCCUCGAGGACUGUGAACCACGCUUCAUCAACAUGCCAUGGACUGAAAUCAUAUCGGCAUGCAUAUCGUAUAGGUUAGCGAAUCUCGACUGGGUGGAUGGAUUAGCAGAAUCGGAUGAGGACCAGUUGGAAGCUAUGGUAUACUAUACACCUUCGUCCCUGGGAGAUUACAGACUGCCAACAUUCUGGACCGAGACCUUGUUGGAAACAUUGGAAACUGGUAUGACAACUACAAAAGAUUGUGUUGUGCGAGCGGCUAAGCGAAAACUGGAUGAAACAGCAAACGAGAGUGAAAUGAAACGAACAGCACUAGACUCAUCAGCUUCACCGGAUACAUCUGUCAUUUUGGAUCUGUCCGUGGCAAAUAAAGUCACUCUUGAGGCAGACAAUUCAGCAUAUGAACUGAAAUCCCGACUGAGCAUUGAAAAACAGAAUCUGGAUGUAUUUGAGAAGUAUCUGCAGAGUGUUUUGGAAGAGGAUGAUGAAUCGCUAGACAUGGACACAACUUGGUCGAGGACUUAUAAAGAUGUGGGGAAUGUUUCGAUAGAGAGGGGGUUUGAGGUUCAUCAGUCUGCCUCAGACAGUAUAUUGAUGCUGCAGCAGGAUGUGCUGUCCAAUAAAAGAGCGGACAUGAACUUCGAGAUGAGGCUGCGGUCUCUUCUCAUGAAUCAGUGAGAUAAUGAUUUCCAACAAUGCAUGGGCAAUUGUCACAAUCUAAGCUGUCAGAAUGCAGCUGUACAGCAGUCUAUCAUGGAGCAAAGAAAAGCAUUUUUCUCGACCCAGAGUACCCAACCCAUGAGUGAUAAUCCAGUACUGCAGUCAGCAGGAUAAUUGUCACAAUCUUAAUACAGACAGUUGUUCCGGACAUCUGCUGUAUGUGUUUCUUCCUGUACAUAUUGCUAUGACAUCAAGACAUCCAGAUAUGUCAAAAAAGACAAGAAAAAUGUUUUGAAUUGAGUUCCAAAAUUUUCAUUUUGAACACUGCUUUAUUUAGUUUACUACACUUUUCUAUUAUUCUUCAGUUUUGAAAAGCUAAACACCUAUUAUGUUCAGUGUAAAAGUUGGAGAAAGAUGCAA
Molecule: messenger RNA, 6903 nt
Organism: Lineus longissimus
Lineage: Eukaryota; Metazoa; Nemertea; Pilidiophora; Heteronemertea; Lineidae
Product: germinal-center associated nuclear protein-like
Exons: 25
Coding region: 487-6501 (2004 amino acids)
Biological process (GO): mRNA export from nucleus
Cellular component (GO): nucleus; transcription export complex 2; cytoplasm
Molecular function (GO): nucleic acid binding
Source: RefSeq, a predicted model, not a curated record